This is a messenger RNA of Pristis pectinata (smalltooth sawfish), 2170 nucleotides long. Its product is annotated as alpha-(1,3)-fucosyltransferase 7-like. The transcript is spliced from 3 exons. Bases 297 to 1331 code for a protein of 344 amino acids. Gene Ontology annotation, molecular function: alpha-(1->3)-fucosyltransferase activity. Gene Ontology annotation, cellular component: membrane. The record is from RefSeq and is a predicted model, not a curated record. NCBI's taxonomy places the organism in Eukaryota, Metazoa, Chordata, Chondrichthyes, Rhinopristiformes, Pristidae.
GGAGAUUAUAAAAUGGUAGCGCUUCCACUAGGAUCACAGAUAAGCAGAAUGAUUUUGAUGUGUUUCCUGGUGCUGCAUCAGAAGACAGGAUCACUCCGAGACAACACAGUGUCUAACCUGUCCACACACACUGCUGGAGUCCUCACUUUUGACAAUCUAGCUUAAUGACCCUGAGAGCCACUGAAGAUAUCCUAAGAGACGCAGCUCACAAGUAGCUCAUGUUCAGCUGAUGUCGGUACAAAGGUAUCCACAAGGUUUCUUUCGCUGCUUUGUUUCAGUUGCUGGCAAUCCAGCAUAUGGCUUUCCUCUUCCGAUUAAUACAGAAGUGCGGAUUGUUCACGGCACUUGUACUCCUGGCUGUAAUUGUCAUGCUCUUCCCAAACGAUUUCAGACAAAUAAUCAAACCUGUAACAAGUUACAGCAAUGAUCCUCUGGUUGUGCUGGUAUGGAAUUGGCCCUUCCUCACGAAUUUCACGGCAGGACGUGAUGUUUGCCGGGAUUUGUACGCUAUUGAGAACUGCGUUCUUACAUGCAACAAGUCAAUGUUUGACCGUGCAAGUGUCGUGGCAUUCCACCACAGGGAGCUCCAAAUUAACAUCUCCGACCUGCCACGUGGGACAAGACCUCCCAACCAGAAGUGGCUCUGGGUCUCUCUGGAGUCUCCAUCCAACACAAAGAGGAUUCGUCAACUCAAUGGCCUCUUCAACUGGACUAUGACCUACAGGAAGGAUUCUGACAUCUUCAUCCCUUAUGGAAGUCUGAUGAAAAGAAGCCAACACACCAAUGUUUCUAUUCCUAAGAAAUCUUUUCUCUCUACAUGGGUUAUCAGUAAUUACCAAAAAAAAAGUAGGAGGGCAAAAGUAUAUUUUAAUCUAUCCAAGUACAUGCAAAUUGACAUCUAUGGAAAGUCAGUCAAAAGGUAUCUUGCCAAGAAACUUCUAUUGCCAACAAUAUCAAAAUAUGCCUUUUAUCUUGCAUUUGAAAACUCCAUACACAAAGACUACAUCACAGAGAAACUCUGGAGGAAUUCUUUCAUGGCUGGGUCUGUUCCCGUGGUUCUUGGUCCUCCGCGAGUCAACUAUGAAGAAUUUGUCCCUUCAGACUCCUUCAUUCACGUGAACGACUUUCCCUCUGAAGAGAAGCUGGCCGGCUUCCUAAAGGAUCUCUGGCAGAACAGGACUCGAUAUGAGCAGUAUUUCAACUGGAGGAAACAUUACACAGUUAAGAUGCACACAGACUGGACAGAAAGGUUUUGUACUAUUUGCACUAAAUUUAAUAGUCUUCCUCAGUCAAAAAUAUAUGAUAAUUUACAUGACUGGUUUCAUAAAUAAGGAUUAUUUUUAACAUAUCUCAAAUUAGUAUUUUUAAAAGUAUAUAUUGUCAAUAUAUAUGAAAUAAAACGGUAUUACUCGAGUCAUAGUUUAGAGUCAUAGAAUCGUAUUACUGUUCUGAAAAGUAAUUUUGUUUUGAUAUUCUACUUAGCAAGGGAUUUCCCACAAUUGAUUCUUUGCAAUUAGUAGACACUUGCAGUGAUUUACUCAUAAUAGGAAUUGAAUAUAUACUUGAAAUGGAGGAAGUUAUGUAAAUUGGACAAAUCGGAUUGCUCUUUCAAAGACCUGGUACAGCCAUCAUGGGCCAAGUAGUCUCCUACUGUAUAUUUCUGUCAUUCCAGCUUAAAGUCAGCUUUUGCUGUUAAACCUGCAAAUGCUGGCAUUUACACAUUGGGGUGGCACGGUCGUGCAGAAAGUAGUGUCACUGCUUCACGUCUCCGGUGAUCCAGGUUCAAUACUAAUCUGCGGUGCUGUCUGUGUGGAAUUUGCAUCUUCUCCCCGUGACCGCUUGGGUUUGCCCCCGGUGCUCCAGUUUCCUCCCACACCCAUUAGAUGUGUGGGUCGGCAGGUUAUUUCACCGUUGUAAAUUUCCCUUUGUGUUUGGUGAGUGGGGUCAUAAUUACAUAGGGUAGGAUUAAUAUAUAUAUUUUAUGAUCAGUGCAGAUAGAGUAUCCACAGAACCUCUUUCUAUGCUGUACAGUUCCAUGACUUGAUCAGUAGCUGAAGAAACUAACAUUCUGGGUGGUGACCUUUCCAAAGAAUCAUUUUCACACUUCAGAUUGUUGAUCAGUUUACGUAGGUAGAACUUAAGUGUCGAUGCCUAGUAAAGCAGCCUCGUA